AUGUCCCUGGCCACAGAAAUCGCCGUGCUCAGCGAGCUGAUCGACGUGCUGAUCUCGCCGGAGCAGUUCAACAUAAAUGCCGAGGACUUGUUCGCUCACCUCAACUCGACCUCGCGACAGUCGGCCGGUUCCGACGUUACCAUCCGUACCAUCGAUUUCCACAGCUUUCUCGAGCUUGGAUACAAGCUCACAGACACAAACAUGACCGUCGAGAGGCUCAUCACUGUGCUGUCAUCCAACGUCUACAUCAACAACCUGGCCGAGUUUCAGACAAAAAGAACAGACGAGUAUCUGCCGGACCUGAGAUUUGUGAUCAAGAACACAUUCUUGCUGUUCAUCACGUUCUUCAAACGCCUCAGCCAGCCUAAUCCAUCGGUUGCAGGCCUCCUCAUGCUGCUGAACGUGUCCAUUGUCAACAAACUAAUGAAGAUUCUGAAAACUCUCAACCCUGAUAUUCGGCUCAAGAGCGAAGGACUAUUGCUCAAACUAAUGCGGUAUCAACGUUGA
Messenger RNA from Ogataea angusta, 507 nucleotides. RefSeq lists its product as uncharacterized. The transcript has a single exon. The record is from RefSeq and is a predicted model, not a curated record. Bases 1 to 507 code for a protein of 168 amino acids. NCBI's taxonomy places the organism in Eukaryota, Fungi, Ascomycota, Pichiomycetes, Pichiales, Pichiaceae.